Molecule: messenger RNA, 4368 nt
Organism: Haemonchus placei
Lineage: Eukaryota; Metazoa; Nematoda; Chromadorea; Rhabditida; Trichostrongylidae
Source: the annotation of a GenBank genome assembly
AUGUCCUGGCAGACCAUGCAGGCAACACUGUAUUUGUGCGAUGGAUCGCAGUUCUCGGGCCAUCUUUUCGGUGCCACCAAAAGUGUUGUUGGUGAAAUUGUUUUCCAAACCGGUAUGGUCGGCUAUGUAGAAUCGCUAACUGAUCCUAGUUAUGCCGAACAACUUCUCGUGUUAACAUACCCUAUUAUUGGAAACUAUGGAGUUCCAAGUCAAUCGGAAACAGAUUCACUGGGAUUGCCCAUGCAUUUCGAGAGCAAUCGUGUCUGGCCAGCUGCGUUGAUUGUGGAUAAGAUUUGUCCAGAAAAUGAGCACAGUCACUGGAAAGCCUUAGAAUCUCUCAGCUCGUUUUUACGAAGAGCUGGUGUUCCAGGUUUGGCAGGAAUCGACGUUAGGAAGCUCACAAAGAAGAUUAGAGAAGUAGGAACUAUGAAGGCCAAGAUAGUGAUUGAAGGCGACGAGCCUUUGAAGUAUGCUUUUCGCGACAUUAAUGAAAACAAUUUGGUUGCAGCCGUCUCACGAAAGAUGCCUCAGACAUUUGGUUCUGGUAAAAACACAGUUCUGGCAGUGGACUGUGGAAUGAAGAAUAACCAAAUUCGGUGUAUGGUGGAACGAGGCAUGCGCGUGAAAGUUGUACCAUGGGAUUAUCGAUUCGAAAACGAAGCAUUUGACGGAUUGUUCCUCUCCAAUGGCCCAGGCGAUCCAGAAAAGUGCUCUCUUUUGAUUGAUCGGCUGACUGAACUUUUGGGGAAGACCACAAAACCCGUGUUUGGUAUCUGUCUUGGUCAUCAAUUGCUAGCACGCGCUGCUGGAGCUCAGACAUACAAGCUCAAAUACGGUAAUCGAGGUCAUAAUCAACCUUGCACUCAUGAAGCCACAGGACGUUGUUUCAUCACGUCACAGAAUCAUGGCUUUGCUGUUGACCCGAAGACGUUACCAGCCGGUUGGCAGCCGCUUUUCACAAACGAAAAUGACGGCACAAAUGAAGGUAUUGUGCACGAGUCGAAGCCGUUCUUCAGUGUACAGUUCCAUCCGGAACACACCGGCGGUCCAGCUGAUUGUGAAUUCCUCUUCAACGUAUUCGCCGAAGCCAUCGAUUUAGUGAAAAAGGGAAUGCAUUGCAGUGUGGAUGAGUUGCUCACGUCUUAUAUACGCUACGAUUCAAGUUACCAAAUACGUAAACAGCGAAAAGUACUCGUUCUCGGUUCUGGAGGUCUAACGAUUGGGCAAGCCGGAGAGUUUGACUACUCAGGAGCUCAGGCGCUGAAAGCGUUGAAAGAGGAAGGAGUUCGUACUGUACUAAUCAAUCCGAAUGUGGCAACUGUACAAACGUCGAAAGGUUUCGCGGAUUUCACCUAUUUCUUACCGAUUACAAAGGAAUAUGUCACUGAUGUGAUCAAAAAGGAACGUCCAACUGGCAUACUGGUUACCUUCGGUGGCCAGACUGCGCUUAACUGCGCCAUUGACCUUUAUAAGGAUGGCGUUUUUGAGAGUUACGAUGUUGAGGUACUGGGCACACCAAUCGAAACCAUCAUGAAUACGGAAGACCGCGACCGAUUCAAUAAGGAGGUGAUUAGUAUAGGUGAACAGGUGGCACCAAGCCAUGCCGCUACCACUUUACAAGGCGCUAUAGAGGCAGCUGAGAAGAUCGGUUAUCCAGUACUAGUUCGAGCCGCUUUUGCUCUGGGAGGCCUUGGUUCAGGUUUUGCUGAGAACCGCUCCGAGCUUGUAGCGAUCGCACAACAGGCACUGGCCCAUUCAGAUCAGGUGCUGAUCGACAAAAGUCUCAAAGGAUGGAAAGAGGUCGAAUAUGAAGUGGUUCGUGAUGCAUACGAUAAUUGCAUUACUGUUUGUAAUAUGGAAAAUAUCGAUCCGCUAGGUAUUCACACCGGAGAAUCUGUCGUGGUAGCUCCAUCUCAAACCUUGUCCAACAAGGAGUACAAUAUGUUGCGAACAUGUGCAAUCAAAGUCAUCCGCCACCUAGGAAUUGUCGGAGAAUGUAAUAUACAGUAUGCCUUGGAUCCGUUUUCGCACACGUACUACAUCAUCGAAGUGAACGCCAGACUAUCUCGAUCGUCUGCGUUGGCCUCCAAGGCAACCGGAUACCCGCUAGCUUAUGUGGCUGCGAAGUUGGCACUCGGCCAGAAACUCCCAGUCAUAAGGAACAGUGUCACAGGUACCACAACGGCAUGCUUCGAACCAUCGCUGGAUUACUGCGUAGUGAAAAUACCUAGAUGGGAUCUCGGCAAAUUUGCCCGAGUUAGCCAGCAGAUUGGUAGCUCGAUGAAAUCCGUGGGUGAGGUGAUGGGCAUUGGUAGGUCGUUCGAAGAGGCAUUCCAAAAGGCGCUUCGGAUGGUUAGCGAUCAUGCAGAUGGCUUCUCACCGGAUGCGUUCCAUAGAAAGCCGACCAAUGAGGACCUUUCAAAUCCGACAGACAAACGUAUGUUUGCAAUCGCUCGUGGUAUGUUCUAUGGCGAUUUCAACGUCGAGAAAACCUACGCCCUGACACAUAUCGAUAGAUGGUUCCUAUAUAGGAUGCACAAUAUCGUGGACAUAUAUCAUAAGCUGCUGAAGGAAACGUUGAUGACGUUGUCUCCUGAACUUCUCCUUGAGGCUAAACAAGCAGGUUUUUCGGACAGGCAAAUUGCCAAAAUGGUUGAUAGACGUGUGCGCCUAAAUGUGACACCAUGGGUGAAACAGAUAGAUACGGUAGCCGGAGAAUGGCCAGCACAGACCAAUUACCUCUACGUCACCUAUAAUGGAGCAGAAAACGAUAAGAAUGCAGUUAUCGUGCUUGGAUCAGGUGUGUACCGCAUUGGAUCGUCAGUUGAGUUUGACGCUUCUUGUGUCGGAUGUGUCAGAGAGCUGAAAGCGCUUGGGUAUCAAACAAUAACUGUCAACUGCAACCCGGAAACGGUCUCGACGGAUUACGAUAUCUGUGAUCGACUAUACUUCGAGGAGAUCUCUUUCGAAACGGUCAUAGAUAUCUACCAUAUGGAGAAACCUAAAGGCAUCAUACUGGCAUUCGGAGGUCAAGCUCCAAAUAACAUUGCAAUGAGCCUCAGUAAGGCCCAGGUGAGCAUCUUUGGCACGUCGCCAAACGAUAUUGACAGCGCCGAAGACCGUUACAAAUUCAGUAGAAAGCUGGAACAUUUGCAAAUCAGCCAACCGCAGUGGAAGAAAAGCGAUGAUGUGGAAGAUGCCAAGCAAUUCUGUGCAAAAGUUGGCUAUCCAUGUCUUAUUCGACCAUCUUACGUAUUAUCCGGUGCAGCCAUGAAUGUUGCUCACACAGAAGACGACCUGGCUGCGUUCUUGAAACAGGCAGCUGUCGUCGCCAAAGAACAUCCUGUGGUUGUAUCGAAAUUUAUAAGCGAAGCGAAGGAAAUAGACGUUGAUGCAGUCGCUAUGGAAGGUGAAGUGCUGGUAAUGGCUGUAUGUGAGCAUGUGGAAAAUGCCGGAAUUCAUUCGGGUGAUGCAACCUUAGUCACUCCUCCACAAGAUCUCAACCAGGUCACCUUGAAUCGGAUUCAAGAAAUCACAGUUCAAAUUGCUUCUGCCUUCAACGCAAAUGGGCCAUUCAAUAUGCAGCUUAUUGCCAAGGAUAAUGAGCUAAAAGUAAUUGAAUGCAAUCUUCGAGUCUCACGGUCGUUCCCAUUUGUCACAAAGACGCUUGACUUUGACUUUGUCGCUUUGGCCACCCGAGCGAUGAUGGCAGCGGACAAUCCGGCGAUAGCUAGUUCGUUGAAAAAGCAUGGUCUGCUCCGAGGCAAAGCACGUGUCGGUGUGAAGGUGCCACAGUUCUCAUUUUCUCGUCUAACAGGCGCUGACGUGAUGCUUGGCGUAGAGAUGGCAUCUACUGGAGAGGUUGCCUGCUUUGGGAAACAUCGUCAGGAAGCGUAUUUAAAAGCACUGCUUUCGACUGGAUUUGUUGUCCCAAAGAAGAACAUCCUUCUAUCGAUUGGAGGGUACCAUGCAAAGUCCGAGAUGUUGCGCAGUGUACAGCUGCUGCAAGACAUGAAUUUUGAUCUGUUCGGUUCGAAAGGCACAGCGGACUAUUUCCAAUCGAAUAACAUUCAUGUGACGGCCGUCGAUUGGCCUUUUGAAGAAGGAACAUCUGAUCAAAAGAUGGCCGCAGGAACGAGAAGCGUGGCGGAGUUCUUCGAGAAUAAAGAGUUCCAUUUGGUUAUAAAUCUUCCAAUUCGUGGAUCUGGCGCCUAUCGAGUUUCAGCUUACAGAACGCCUGGAUAUAAAACCAGAAGAAUGGCAGUCGACAAUGGAAUUCCACUAAUCACUGACAUCAAGUGUGCUAAACUGUUUAUUGAGGUCUGUUGUUUUUUCUUCGCCAAGGCAGCUUCGUACUUUUGUUACUAG